AUGAUUCGAGCGCAACCACGAAAGGCUGUGAUGCUCAAGGGCCCUUCACUCACCUCAAAGACCUUCUUCGUUCCACUUCCAGACACCCUCGAUCAACUCGUGGCUAGAGCUGUCCAGCUCUUUCCCGUCCCGCCAGGGAAGGUCCCUCACAUCACCCUUGGUUCUGACGAGAGAGCCAUCAUCCUCGAAGAGUCUUACGACUUCAUCCGUGACCGCGAGCUGCUGCAUUUCCGCUGGUCUGCAGAAACCCCUCGCCGCAACCUUGCCAACCGCGUCCGCUGGGAUCAAUCUGCUGCCUCGACUUCUGCCAACUUGUUCGCCUCAACAUCAUCCCCACAAAGCUCAGCUUCCACUUCCGACGAAGUACCCCUCUCGUCUUCUUCAACGGCAUCCUCCGCAGAAACGCUCAAGGCGCAGCUGCAAGGAUCGCCGUCGUCCAAGGGCAAUGUUGCCUCGACAACGCGUGCCAACACCAUCGCUAACCGCGAUCCCAACACUCAGUUUGGCGAGGGUGUUGCUGCUCGAAAGGCACAUGCACAGCGCGUCCUCGCCGAACAACAACGCAAACGCGAAGAAUCACACUCGGCAGAUGCUCUCGGAGCUGCUCCAAUUCUGAUGGAGUCCGACCAGGAUGUCGUCCUCGACACGGAUCCCGAUGCGACAGCAAAGGCUGCGCUGGAAUUGGCCGCUACUUUGCCACUCGUCGACGCCGCCAAGGACACCAUCGCUACUGCAACAAUGCAGGAAGACGUGCCGGCCGUUGUUGAAAACAAAGACGACGCGUCGACGGUCGAGAUUGACGACGAUCAGAUCGAAACUUCCUCAGAUGCUGUACCAGAAGUCGUGCUUGCACCAGCAUCCGUCGCCAUGACCAUCGAGUCGCCUCCUCGAAAGAAGCCGGUCGACAAUGGCGGCCUCGACACGCCUCCGUCCAGCGGGAGUCGCUCAAGCUCUCCUUUCCACGCCAAUGAGCGCAGUCGCCCGGUUGACCAUCGUAUGUGCACACAGGCGAACGACGAACCAUCCAGCUCACCCAUCUCGUCGCCAACACGCGAUGUCUCGUCCCGCUUCAGGAAUGCUUUGUCGGCUAUGCCCGUGCCCGAGCUCGGCGAGGCCGUCGACAUCGCAUCGUCUGACUCGGACAAGGAGCAAGCACGCAUCGACGCAGAAUCCUCCAACGGUAGCGUCGUUAACGAUCUGGUAGCCACUGCCAUCCUCUCUGCCAAUCAGCAGUCCGACGCCGCAAUGUCCCCUGACGAAGAUACCCGACCAGCGUCUGUUUCGCAAACGAAGGAAAUCGAGACAGCUGCCGUCUCUGCUCCUGCUCCUGCCGCUGCUCCUGCCGCGACAAAGCCAGUCGUCAGCCAAGCCAACGACCGCGAACUCAACCGCAUCUACAGCUUCCUCUCCAACCUUGUCUCCCAGCUUCUCUCGCACAAAGCCAACUGGGCCUUCCAACGUCCAAUGAGUGUUGAGUUCGAACAAUUCUCGGCGCGCAGUUCCCGUCCCGUCGACCUGUUCACCAUCCGCGACAGCCUCGCAUCUCGCAAGUACGGCAGUCAGCAUCUCGAAGGACGCAUGGCCGCCAACGCGGUGGUCACUGACUUUGAGGACGACCUCACGCUGCUCUACACCAACGCGAGGCGGUUCUUUGGAGUCCGCUCGACGCAGGCGGAAUGUGUCGAACAUCUCGAGAAGUUCAGCAGGUCGUUCCUCAACGAGUGGAAGCGGACACAGGGAAGUGCCGCACAGGCUAAGGCACAUGCGGGACAUGUCGCGUCGGAAGUGGCUUCCAGGCUGUCUCAGCAACGCAGUCCUGGCUCGAGGUCCGAAAAGGGACCUGCGCUGUUGUCUUCGUCGCCCUUCCCAAUGCUCUUGACUCCCGGCUCGUCUGCUGCCAUCCACGGCGCGGGAGGUUCGACCGGCAAGAAGACAGUCGGCAACAACGGGCAGCCUCUCGCCAGCACAAUCGGCUUGAUGCGGCGUCCCGACUUUGGCUUCAAGCGCAACACGUCGUACGAAGGAACGCUCAAUGCUGCCAAGCGACCGACACAGCCGCAGCGGCCCACGAGCACCACCAGUGAGGCGUUUGAGCGGGCACUGCGCGCGGCCACUUCGACGCCGCAGGCGGAACGCAUCAAGCCGAGGCAAGAGGUUGUGGCUCCGUUUGCAACGCGUUCGGUCAUCGAGAGUGACUUUAUGGCUCGGCUUGCACCUUCGCAGCUCCAGCCGCAGCAGCAGCCGCAGACGCAGCAGGCGGACGUGUCGCCUACGCCGGCUGCUCGAACUCCUAUUGCAAUGGGCAGCAAGAGGAAGCUCUCCGAGGCGCUUCUCGAAGCCUCUGUCCCGAGUGCCGCUCGAUCGCCAUCGGUGUCACCGCCACCUUCGCCAUCACCGACGAAACGCAACAAGCAGCAACCUGUGGCGACGCCCAAGCCAGCCAAGUCGGCGUCUCGCAGGAGCAGCAAGAAGAAAGCACGCCAGGCUGCCGCCGCCGCCGCUGCUGCUGCUGAGCGUGCUACGAAGAUGACUGAGCAGAAGCGCGGCCGCCAGACACCUGCAGGAGAUGCGCACGAGGAGCAGCUCGUGUUGGAGCUGAUCGAUCCACGUUUGCCGCCUGCCAAGCGCACGCGUGCUGCUCGCAGCACCGCCGACGGUGACGCUGACGCCCUGAAGAUCACGUCGAAAGCGCAGAGCACGGGCAGAGCUAAAGCAGCCAAACCGGACGUCGCUGUCGACGCUGCGGGUGUCGAAAGCUCGCCAGGCGGUCGCACUCUGCGUUCGCGACGGAGCAGUUACAGCGCCGCUGAGCGCGAGCACGUGCCUCCUCCCAAGACCCCGCCCAAGAAGAAGGGCAGGUCUAGCAGCAAAUACGCUCACGCGGGUGUAGCCGACGCGCAGCCGUCCACCCCGCCUGUCUCAGAGUCGAUGGACCUCGAUGGGUUCGAGGUGAUGGGCUCGUGCAGAAGGUCCGCUCGCCAGAGGAAGCCUGUCAACUUGGACUGA
Messenger RNA from Sporisorium graminicola, 3006 nucleotides. RefSeq lists its product as uncharacterized. The transcript has a single exon. The record is from RefSeq and is a predicted model, not a curated record. Lineage: Eukaryota; Fungi; Basidiomycota; Ustilaginomycetes; Ustilaginales; Ustilaginaceae. The coding region runs from base 1 to 3006 and encodes 1001 amino acids. Gene Ontology annotation, molecular function: protein binding.